Molecule: messenger RNA, 1161 nt
Organism: Blepharisma stoltei
Lineage: Eukaryota; Ciliophora; Heterotrichea; Heterotrichida; Blepharismidae
Source: the annotation of a GenBank genome assembly
AUGAAUCAUUAUAAAAUAAAAAGAAUACUUUUAGCCUUAUUUACUUAUUCUUUAGCAUGUGAAACUCAAUGCUCAUCCUGCUCAGCAUUUGGAUUAAAUUGAUACACGUAACCUUAAUCUAGUGACAGUUGCUCUGAAAAGACUUGUUCUAAAGCUGAUAACUCUUGCUCAACUUCCUGUCUUAAUUGUGAACGCCAGCCAACUCUAAAUUACUGCUUAAACAGCCAAAGCAAUGACUAUUCUCUGUGCACUUCUACUAGCGUAUUUUUUAAUUAGUCAACCUGUGGGAAGUCUCAAGUAUUUUCAAGUGAUGAUGGCUUAAUUCAAACAGGAACAUUUUCUCAAGGAGCUUUAUGUGUAUGAGUUCUUGAUUUAACCAAAUAUAAAACUACAAAUUCAACGAACUACGUUUCAUUGUCAUUUUUCUUUUCAAGGACUUAUAAAACUGGAGGUUUAAAGCUACUUUAUUACAAUUUAUCACCAGAUUACAUUACAAAUGGAAACCAGCAGUAUUCUGCAACUGAAAUUAUUAUAAAUAAUAUAGGAUACCAAAACACUUAUAAAAUUGACGAUGGAAACUAUUUUGUAUUAGGCUAUUUUACAGGUGAUGACUAUAAAACUUAUUCUGGGUUAACUUUUAAAUGAAGAAUAAAUAAAUAUUCUUCAAGUAAGCCUCCAAAUGAAGUGGUCGUCAUUGUUGUGGUAAUUGUGGUGUCUGUGGUAGUUUUUUCAUGCUGCUCUGCUUGCAUAUAUAAAGUAAGAUCAACUAUAAGAAAUGCAAGAAUCCACAAUAUUGCAAAUUUUAAUGCAGAUAGAGCAAGACAGUAUGAAAUGAUUAUGCAUAAUCAAUCGAUUUCAGUCGUUUCAGACGAUUUAUUAGACUUGCAUUUACCUAAACUAAUUUUUGAUGAAUCUCUUACAGAGUGAGGAGUUAAAACUUGUUGCAUUUGCUUUGAGGAGUAAUUUUUAUAUAGUUUUUUUAAUGGGAAUGAGGUGAGAAAAUUGAUUUGUAAGCAUAUAUAUCAUUCAAAGUGUAUUGAAGAAUGGUUUAAAGGCUCAAGGGAUAUACCUAGAUGUCCGGUUUGCAAAGGAAAUCCUUUUAAUACAAAUUGUGACCAAUCUGAGUUAAUAGCAAGUCCGCAGUCUCCUUUUUUGGUAUAA